AUGACAGAGGCUUCCCAGUCGCAGGGCAAAAAGGCCACAAGACUAGAUGAAGAUAGCUUUACGGCAUUCAACCAUGCUGCUGCCGGGCAUGACGGCGUUCUUUGCCAUGAGGAUGGCUCUCUGAUCGCGAAGCCGUGCACCCAACGUGAGAUUGACUUCUACGAAUCUAGCGUCCGCCAUCCUGAAUUCCAACGGUACAUGCCCACCUUCAUGGGUACGCUGACCGCCGCGCCGCAAGAUGCCGCCAAAUUACCUGCCCAGCUCAUCGGUGGUUCAUCUACUGCGCCGCUCUCAACCGAGUUAUCCAGUACAGACACAUCUGCUACUCCGGAGCUGUCUGGUACCCCUUUAGCUACAUCAGUACCGCAGCCGGAAUCUCAAUGGGUGCCUUCCGGUGGGCGCAAGCUGGAUACUGGAUUGUCCAUUGUUUUAGAAAACGUUACCGGUGGCUUCAGCCGACCAUGCGUAUUAGAUGUGAAAUUAGGCUCCAGGCUGUGGGCUGAUGAUGCGGUCGCGUCCAAACGAGCGAAGUUGGAUGAAGUUUCAAAACAAACGACAAGUUCGACUUUAGGAUUCCGCAUUGCUGGAAUGAAAGUUUGGAUUGGGGGAGAGAAUGGCUGCCAGAGCGAAGAAGAACGUCCCGUUACGGUCAGCGAUUGCAUCCCGGCCGAUGCUAAGGAAGAGAUCAAAUCAAAAAUUCGGAUCAUCGAGGCCGCUGGGUAUCGGCGUUACGAUAAGUACUACGGCCGCGCAUUCAAUGACCAAAACGUCACGCAGGCAGUUGAGAGUUUUCUCGUCAGCGCUAGGACUGGCAGGAUAGAUCACUCGAAACUGAUUGCCAAAAGAUUGGCCGCAGAACUACGGGCCAUGCAGGCCAUGCUUGAGAAAGAAGAAAGCCGAAUGUACUCCGCUAGUAUUCUCCUUGUUUACGAGGGCGACUCAAAAGUGGUAGAGCAAGCUUUAGAUGAGGAAGGCAAGGAGAAAACAGGUAGUUCUCUAGGAAAUGAUGAAGAGCCAAAGCUGGAGGAUGAUGAAGCGAUGGACUUGGUUUCAAUGACAACUCUCGAUCCGCAAGCCGCGCAAACAUGGGCGUCUCAAGGAACUGUCAACGUGGAAAUCAGUGCUGAAGACAUUGCUGGCCUGGGAGACCUUGCCGACGACGAUUCGGAAGAAGCAACCAAUAAAGUACACGAUGCACGUUUGAUAGAUUUUGCCCACGCUCAAUGGACCCCUGGCGAGGGCCCAGAUGAGAACGCUCUCCAAGGUAUACGCAGUUUAGCUCGUAUUUUAGAGGAAUUAGCAGAAAUUUAG
This is a messenger RNA of Uncinocarpus reesii 1704, 1311 nucleotides long. RefSeq lists its product as uncharacterized. Gene Ontology annotation, biological process: phosphatidylinositol phosphate biosynthetic process; inositol phosphate biosynthetic process. Bases 1 to 1311 code for a protein of 436 amino acids. The record is from RefSeq and is a predicted model, not a curated record. Gene Ontology annotation, cellular component: nucleus; cytoplasm. Lineage: Eukaryota; Fungi; Ascomycota; Eurotiomycetes; Onygenales; Onygenaceae. The transcript is spliced from 2 exons. Gene Ontology annotation, molecular function: inositol-1,4,5,6-tetrakisphosphate 3-kinase activity; inositol hexakisphosphate kinase activity.